CAGGUUUAAUACCCAUAAAUGCUGCCAGUGAUAUGUUUUGUGAAAAAUACAAUGAGACAUUGUGCAGUAGUAAUAGUAAUGGUGAUGGAUGCAAUGGAACUGAAGAGUGUAAACCCGGUGAAAAUGAAAAAGGAAAUCUAUGUUAUGUGCUAUGGCAAAAUAGCAGUAAAAUUUUAACCAUCAAAUUAAAAGGGUGCUGGGUUGGUAGUCAAGAUGCUUGCAGCAAUAAUAGAAAUCGUUGUAUGGAAACACGCCAUGCGCCUAAUGUACAACUUCUCUUUUGCUGCUGUGAAGGAUCUAUGUGCAAUCGUGUAAUGGCUGUACCUGCUGGCUUAUUUGCUCCUACUCCUGCAAUUGCUAAGCCAAGCACUGCAGCUCCAAUUCGCAUGGCAUCAAGCAGUCGUCAAGUGCGUAACAUAUUGCUUUUUACUAUGCUACCAUUUCUUAUCAUAACAUUAGUUGUGGCUCUAGGUUACUGGUUAUAUCGUCGACAUAAAAUGACUCUUUUCAACGAACUCCCAACUACUGACCCAUCUCCUCUUCCACCACCAUCACCAUUACUUGGACUUCUUCCAAUUCAACUAAUUGAAGUCAAAGCUCAAGGUAGAUUUGGUGCUGUUUGGAAGGCACUGGUUAAUAAUGAACCUGUUGCUGUAAAAAUAUUUCCCCCUCAGGAUAAAAGUUCUUGGAUUGUUGAGCAAGAAAUAUACCAAUUACCACAAAUGAAGCAUGAAAACAUUCUGAAUUUCAUUGGUGUUGAAAGACGAGGAGAUCAUUUUCAGAUUGAGUAUUGGCUCAUAUCAGCAUAUCACGAAAGAGGCUCUCUUUGUGAUUUCUUAAAGGCGAAUCUUGUUAAUUGGGGAGAUGUCCUUGGUAUUGCUGAUUCCAUUUCAAAGGGACUUAUGCAUCUGCAUGAAGAACUGCCUGCAAUGAAGGGAGAGGGCUACAAACCAGCAAUUGCACAUCGAGAUUUCAAGAGCAAAAAUGUGCUUAUAAAGAAUGAUAUGACUGCAUGUAUUGCUGAUUUUGGUUUGGCUUUAGUAUUUUAUCAAGGACAACCCCCUGGAGAAGCACAUGGUCAGGUUGGCACUCGUCGGUAUAUGGCACCUGAAGUAUUGGAAGGAGCGAUAAACUUUAAUAGAGAUGCUUUCUUGAGGAUAGAUAUGUAUGCUUGUGGUUUGGUGCUUUGGGAAUUGUUAUCCAGGUGUUCAGCCCAAGAAGGUCCUGUCGAUCAAUAUAUGCUACCAUUUGAAGACACUGUUGGCCAGCAUCCAACUUUGGAAGACAUGCAGGAAGUUGUAUCACAAAAAAAAAUGAGACCAAAGUUUAAAGAAUUCUGGAGAAAGCAUCCGGGCAUCAGUUCUUUGUGUGACACUAUUGAAGAAUGUUGGGAUCAAGAUGCUGAAGCUAGGUUAUCUGCCAGCUGUGUUCAAGAACGAUUAUCAUUUUUAUAUAAAACUCAGCCUCCUUACCAAGGAACACAAAUGAACAUGCUGAAAGAAAUAACUUGUUCUACUGCUACCUCAACUGUCUGCCCAGAUGUAGCUUCGGUGUCUAGAUCUCAACCUGUUUUACUGCCAAAAGAAUCUAGCAUAUAGGCAGAGGAGAAACAGUGUCAUAACAUUAUGUGCCACAACGACUAACUUCAAUCCUUGAAGGGUGGCUUUGUCAGUAGCGAUUUGCUAUUAGAGAUCAUUGAGUAACUGUGCAUGUGACUGGAUGUGUGUCCUGAAAAAAGCGAUAAUAAUCUUGCAAGAUACCUCUUGUAAAUUACAAGACUUCCUUGUGCCUUCUAUCCAGCUAGUACAAGUUUAUCACUACAGUGGGCUCUGCUCUGGUAUGCAGCAGCUUUUCAUAAUUCUAGCCUGUGCAAGGGGGAGGGAAGUGUGCCACAUCAGAAGCUUCAUUAAGUCCCCCUAAAUCUGUGUUUUGCAAUUGCUUUUAUUGAUAAAUUUUUUAGGUAAUGAUUUACUAGUUUUGCAUUUUAUUACAGCAUAUUGCAUACUCUCAAAAAUUUGCAAUAUGCAUUUUAUUUGGUGUCUGUGUUUAUAUUGUUUGUGAAAAAGACAAAUUUCAUAAUACACAAGAUUAAUUGUAGUGGGCUAGGAUUAACCACACUGUACUAUUUCUUCACGAAUACCAAUGGCUGCAGUGGAUUCUGUAUUUUUAAAUGACUUGGUUUAUAACAAAAUCAGCUUUAAAUGGACACAUCCAUGCUAAGUUGCACGUACAUUUUCUGUUCAUUGAUUAAAAUACGGGUUUUUAUCUAAAUAUUGGUGAUUGUUUAUUGUAUAUUCAAGUCAAGUAUGUCCUGGCUUAGAACUAAUAAGCUCCUGUGCUUAGUUGAGAUCUGAGAUUACAACUAUUAGUUGCCCUUAUCAAUGUUCCUAUUAUUCACUUGGCCACUAUGGCAUGCUGCCAGUACCUGAAUUCUGAAAUGGCAGGGAUUGCAUUUUAGUUUUUCUACAUUGUAGAAAAUAUCUUUUGAUUUCCCCUUCUGAAAAUGCAAAUAUUAGAAGAAGAGAAAUCUACCAAACUAAACUAAAUUGUAUCUUCAAGUACAAGAUAUCUGCUGUUGAGUUGUCAACUACCGAAUUAUUAAUGCAAUGAUCUACAGUUAAGGAAAAAUAUUAACCUGACAGCAAGUGCCAAAGCAGGGUUCUUUUGAAUUUGACUGAUGUAGAAUUGUCCCCUCCCCACAAGAAUGUCUAAUCAGAUGAUGAAUUUUUUUAAAAUUUUGCAGUCUUAGAUAUUGAAAACACAUAUUCAUGUCUUUACAUCAGAUUUGACAAGUGCUUUAAAAAGUAGGAGUUUGAGCUACAACAUUGCCAGUUCUAUAAAUAAGGCUGUGUAGAUUUUGUUCCUAGUUUUUUAUCUUGUACAGAAUAUAAUUUUUGACCUUUGGUGAUAGUUGCAGACGAGAGAAAUAUGGAGGAAAUCGAACCUUUGUAAAGUACUAUUUAUAUAUAUUAUUUGAAGAAUUAUGUACAGUUUCAGUUAUUUUCAUUUAGACUUUGAUUUUACAGUUUACUAAUUUACAUAGCAACACUGUUGUAUUAAAAGCUUUUACAAAAAAUUAUGAAUAAUUUAAAAUGGUGAAAAAUAUCCUUAUCAGCUUUUUGCAUUCACAGCUUUAAAGUAGAACAUUUGUUUAAUCAUUGUAAAGUUACCUUUUAAAAUAUUUAAUGAAAAUUAUGCAUCUAGCUUUUUAAAGUAGUUUUUUACACUACUCAUCAGUAUUAGUUUUAAAUAAUUUCAUUCAUUGUCUCUACAUAUAUUGUACCACUUUGCAAGAAUUCUAAUGAUUGGAUAUUACAAUCAAAAUCAUUUUAGUUUUAAUGUCAAGAGCUUAUAAUAAAUAGAAGUUAAAAAUAAUAAAUUAAAAAUCAUGGGCAAAAUAUUAAAUCUGUUUCAGUGUAACUUUUAAUCAAAAUAUAUUUAAUUUAUUUUUCUGCAACUUAAAAGUGAAAAAAAUAGUUUAACAUUGGCUGAGUUUAAUAGUAGAAAGUAAAUUAAAAAAAAAAAAGAUUUAAAAAGAAUGUAAAAAUUCUUAAAUGUUUAAUUUCUGUUAUGGUUAAAAUCAGUACACUUUUACCCUUUUUACUUAAAUUACUGGUCAAUACUUCUAAUUAAAAGGAAGCAUAAAAUUUUCUGUAAGCCUUUCGUCAGAUUUCGCUAGAAGCUAUUGUUUUAGUACAUUUUGCAGUGUCCCAAGAAAAGCAUGAUUCCAAAUUUCUUUCUGUCUGGGGAUAUGUAAAUAAACAGCAUUUAGAUUUCAUAAUUCACAAUGGUACACGAUUUUAAUGUUCUUAAAUAUGUAACUUGUAUUUUUAUCUUCUGUGUUGUUGAAAAAUUUUCUGUGACCUGACAUUGAAUACUGGAUAAAUAUUGUUAUAAAUGAAUUUAUAUGAAUUUAUUUUUCCCAAAUGUUGAUAUGUGUUUAGUCAUCUAUUCAUUUAGCAACUGAAAUUUGUAUGUGGAUUUCUAUAUUUAUAUUCGACUCUUAUUUAAAUAUUUCAUAUGUAUUUCACUAUUUUUCCUUUUAAAUUUUUUAUGCAUUAUGGUGCGUUGUCCCAAAUUCGGAAGUCCAAAUAUUUUGUGCUGUCUUAGGUAUUAUAUGUUAUAAAAUCAUUGAGCUUUAUAUACGUUAUGCAUAUUAUGUGUUUAUUUGCACAAAAUUGAAGUUUUAAAGAUGCUUUAUUGCAAAGCAGACUAACAGUAAUUGAUACAUUACUGGAAGAAAUGAUUAUUUAAUGCUUAUCGCUGACAGUUACUGUGAAGUAAAAUAUUUGAUUGUAGAAAAGUGCUCUGUUUUUGUAAACUUAUUAUAACAUCUUUCCAUAUUCUACUGUGUAGGUUAAACAGCUGCUACACUAUAUCAGUGAUGUUAUUUCGUUUUGGGGAUUUUAAUUAAUGAAUAGUAAGAUAUUUCUAAAGUCUGUUUGAAAUGUCUUUUCAUCCUUUAAAUGGUUUGUUUUUGCUUAGUAAUUUUGAGCAGGAAUUUAACCUUUUCUAGACAGUCGUCCCAUAUUCACAUUCCUUACAAAUGUCUCUCACAGCCAGACUUCCCUCCCUCUUGCAUCACUGGAGAAUGAGCUUUUGAGAUGGGUUAUGCAUAUGGAGUUUUAAGUUGAACCAUAUUACUACUAGAUGCUGUCCUGUAUCUGAACUGAAAGUAUAAUGUAAACGAACAGAGUUCGGUUCAUUAACUCGUCAUGUGAUUUAAACAUUUGUCAUUUGCAUUUCUAAUAUCCCACCAAAUCCCUUUUUUAUCCCCCUCCCAACUACUAUAUAGGAUCUUUUAGGGUUAUGUGGGUUUCUGCUUUUGAAUAUAUUAUGCUUAUUUUGCUUUUUAUUUCAGAAAGCAUUGACUUCAAUUUAUUAUGGCGAGAAAGUGUUAUUUAUCAGAGGAAAGAUAUACAUGCAUGGUAAAUGAGCUAGUUAGUGAUGGUUUGUUUUUUAAAGAGUUAGAAAGCGAUGUGUCUAAUGAUUCUGAUAUGGGUUAUCUUGUCAGUGACUGAGCUCGCCGAGUGCUUACCUUCUUCUUCCUGUGAAAUAUUUUACUAAUAUAUUAUUAUAUAACAUUUUACUAAUAAUAUAUUUGUGAAAUAUUUAACGUAAAUGACAACUUAAGUAACAAUCUAAAAUAGAACCAAAAAUUAUGAUGUUAGGAUUUAUUUAUUUAGUUUUGUGAUUUCCCCCCUGAAGUUAAGCUUAGUGAUCCAAAACUCCCCAUACUGUGGGACAAAUGCUUUUGACUUCCUUCUGUCCCGAGAGAACAUCUUAAACAAAUCUCAUGUUUGACACAUUCGUGACGACAUGCCAUAUCAAAAGGGUUGGAAAAAAUUAUCAGAAAGAAAAUGGUUCAUUGAGAAGUAUUUUGUAUUAUGUUUCAAGAUAUUUAUUGUAAUCUUAGUGCUGGAAAUGCACUGGGAGCCGCUGUCCAACUUAUGGCUGCCUCUUUUAUUUCACGUGCACGGAAUCUUAUUUCAUGCUUUAAGUAGCUGUUCAAAACUUACUACAUCCUCUGCUGCAUUAGUGCCAGGGGGGGACCUUCAUAGGUAUCAAGAGGCUUUUCUGCAUGAGAUGCAGAUUCAAAAGACCCAUGUUCCAGUUUUUAUUAGUAUAUGUAGGGCGCAGCAAGGACACAGUGGGGGGAGCUGGUCACAGACAUGCCUAGGAAGUUUUCAGUUGUCAACCUUGCCUUGAGAAGACGAGGGGAGCCUUAGGGCCAAGGGAACUAACUGGCAUGGUCCGCAGGAGGGUAGCACACUCCUCCAUUAUAAAAGAACUUCACAAUGAGUAUUCAUGAAACAGGUUAAAGACAAGUUCCGAAUAGCACCGGUAACCAUUCUAGAUAAUGUAUGCUUUCGAGUAAAGAAGAAAUCCAACUUUGAUUUCUGAUAAAAAUGCAAAUUAUAUGCAUGCUUUCAUUAGAACUACAUGUAAAAUGUAAUUCUCUUGGAAACAAGUUAACUUUGGCAUGUGAAUAAUCUCUGUUUUGAAACCUCAGUAUCGCAAAAGAAAUGACUAAUUAUGUAGCAGUAAAUAAGUGUGUGUUGUAUCAGCAUUAAAAAAAAAAGUACUGGAAAAAUUUUUAGAUGUAGGAAAAGAAAAGUAUGAGAAUAUUUUUUAUGUCUGUUCACAGCUUGAUUUAACUUGAUAACUUUUGUAGCUAUGUAUAACACUAAAUUCUUGAUUGUAAUUUUUUUCUGAAAGAGUUUUAAACAGCGUUAUAAAUGUCUGCUUAGAAAAUAAUUUCAGAACCAUCAAAUACCUGCACUCUAUUAAAAUUCAUUUUGCUGUCUCCCCCACACGCUUGUAUUGGUAGUUUUUAUUAUAUUACUUUCACUGAUGGGAAACAUGUAGGUAUUAGAUAUUUGUAUUGAUUAAUGAUAUGAGAAUUGUAUACACAAGUAUUAUGUAGACCUUUUUAUUUCUUAAAUCAUGUCUUUUCGUAAUGCCAAACUUUAUGUUAAUGUUCAAUUGGUGUCUAAAUUCUUAUCUGAAAUUUUGGUAUUUCUAAAGCAGAGUAGAAUUUUUAAAUAACUUUUUUUAAAGCAGAGUAGAAUUUUCUGAAUAACUUUUUUUCAUGCUUAAAUAAAGAUACUGAACUUUUUGCACACUUAUAUACAUAACAUUUUCAUAUUUAUUAUUGGGGGGGAAUACUUAAAAAGAUAGCAUGUUUCUGUUUUGUUUUAUCAACAAAUUGAUUCACAAACCCGUAAAUAGAAUUUUUGAAAAUUAAAAAGGCUAAAACAGUUAUUUUUAAUUUUCGUUUUCAGUGCGUUUCUCUGUCCUAGUUUUUAGUUGCUGUGUAAAUAUAUUGUUUCACAUGUAAUGAAAUCAAAAAUAGUGUGUAUUUAUUAUAGCAAAAACUACCUGGUGCUUGGCCCAGUACAUGCAUCUGAGAGAAAAUAAUUAAAAUAUAUCAUCAUCAUUAUUAUUUUUGAUUUUGGUAACCUUUAUGAAAUUCAAAAUAAAUAAAGUAGAUAAAAUAUCUAAACUUUUAGGAGCUCCUUCGCCCAUAAUUUUUUUUUUAACUUCUGUUAAUUGUAGAAAGUACAGUAAAUAAAAUUUUCAUCCACUGCCACAUAAACUGAUAAAGUAGUUGGAAGUAUUUAUCAGUAAUCCCUUCUUCCUUUAUAAACUGCAAAUAAGUGUAAAUGUUAUAAUGUGUUUCAUGUCUGUUCAUUAUUUAAAAAUAAUUUUGUAAAACAAAAGAGAAGUAGAAAGAAGUGAGGUAAAAAUAAAAAGAUUUGGGAAAUCGGAAAGCAAAAUAUUUUUCUAUUGUUGGGUAUCCGAAUUUGGGAUUAUCUACUGUAUGUUCAAGCUUUUCGCAAAUGUUAAUUCAUUGUUCUGUGUGUUGUGUUUCCUUGACUUAUAUAUCCUGAAUGUAUCUUAGUUACUAUAAUGAUAGAAGUUUUAAGCUUCGUUUGAAAUAUUUUCACUUCUCAAAAUAUGCAACUUAAAAGCUGAAAAAGAUUUUUGUAUUAUUAAAAAUAGGGGAAAAGUAAGAGCAUACUGAUAUAAAUCUUGAAAACUCCCCCCCCCCAAAUGCAAAAUUUUUCAGCAUAGAGAAGAAUUUUUUUUAACAUGGUAUGUUUUUAUCAAACACGGUCUUUUUUGCAGUUAAUGUAACUUUACUGUAUUUUUAGAAUUUAAUAUUUUACUUUAAAAAUUUUUAUUGUGUUAAUGAAAAAAUUAUUUAGCAUGCUAUGCAAAUCCAUUGUAUGAAUUUAGCUUAAAUGUGUAAAUUGAGUGCAUCUUUUCUCAAGUAUCUCCCCCCGUGCCAGUUAGUAUAAGGCAAUGAUUUAUAUAUUGUAAUUGUUUCUCUUGUGUUAGCAUUAAAUUUAUAAGAAGAUUUUUUUUUUUUUUCAUGUGUAUUUGGGAAAAUGAAGUUUUGAACUUUUUCUUCUUUCCUUCCUUUUUUUUUUUAAUGCAUUAUUUUAUAGUAAUUUUGUAACUUCUUGCCGUAAUGUAUGCCAUUUGCUUGGUAUUUGCAAUUCCAGACUUUGUAAAGGAGAUGUAUUCUGGUUAGUGAAAGCAUAAGCACUGUGCUAGUAUUGUAAUGUUAGGCAUGGACAAAAUCAAAUUAUUAUGAGUCUUUUAGAUUAUAAGUUUUAGUUUUUUAAACCCAUUUUCGUUUUAUUGCUGUUAUUGAUGUAAUUUGUAUAUGAAUUCAAAUAGGGUUUUUUUAUGUUGGACAUUUUUUAUAAUUUAGUUUGCAAUUAAAUAGGGGCACAUCUUUAUCAUGAAGUAUUGUCUUAGUUUUAUAUCUGUUCAUGCCUAAUCCUUAUAUGCUGUUAUUAAUCAUCAUGAUUAUUGAAUCAUCUUCCAUAAUGCCACAGAUGGCAUCUCAUCAAAUAUCAGUACCUGUCUGUCAGGGGAGCAGAGUUUCAUACUAAAAAAAUUACAAUAUUUCUGGAAGUGCCUCUUUGUUGUCGUGAGAGACCUGGAACUCUCCUCUCCUUAAAUGUUUUUUUAAGUAUUUUGGGAAAUAUUUCAUUUUUGUCAGACCAUCGAGGAUUGCCGUUUAUUCAUCUGUAGGUCAGAAAAAAAAAGAUUCUGAUUUUAUUUUUAUACUGUAGUUUCUGUGUACAGGUAAUGUCUGCUGUGUUGUAAACAAAACGUUCUGAUGUAAGUUUUUCAAUUAAUGUGAAUUUUCCACUUUAUUGAAUUCAGUACAGUUUAAGCUUUUAAAAAAAGGGGGUAAGUUGCUCAUUAUAUCUGACUGUUUCAGGGUAUUUUUCAGGUUUGUUUCAGAUCAUUAGAAUGUAGGUAUAGGUAGUAUUUAAAACUGUAUGGAAAUUAUAUAGAUUACAACUAGAUUAAAUAUGUAGACUUGGAAACACACACAGAAAACCAGUUGUUUCUGUUAGGCCCACUCUGUGUGUACUUUAUUUUGUAUUUAAUAUUACUUAAUUUUGCAAUUAAGGAAAGUUUUAUAAAUAUUUUGUUACAUUGUUUCAUCAUCUUAAUAUACAUUCUCAUCAUUAUAUAGAAAUAUUUACAAGUUAUUAAUAAAUAGUGCAUGAGAUAUAGUUAAUCUCUUUAUAAAUCUUUGGUCUUGUACUUACAUGUCUGUUUUCAUAUUACACUAUAGCUUAGGGCUCAUAGUUGCAAGAAGGACCAAUGAAUAAAUAUGGGAAAAAAAAAAAUCCGUGUUAUGAAGGGGAUUUAGAUUUUUUGCUUGAAUUUAAAUUUCAUUUAAAGCCAAAUUUGGUGACUCUAUUCUGAAUUUAAUAAUAAUAAAAAAUUUUUUUAAUUAAGGUAAAGUUUCCAAGCUUCCCAUGUGUGCUUUUAGAGCUCAUAUUGGACCAAAUAAUGAAAUCGCUUUAUUUGGCUUAGUUUAUGCUUUUAUGUAUUGUAGAACAAUGAAAACAUGUUUUUUCCUGCAUAAAAAGUAACUUUUCAUUAAUUGUUGAAUUCCAGCUUCAGAUUAAAAAUUAGAACCUUUUUAACAUUGUGUAUUCAGUGCUCAAGAGCAUUAGCAUUUGAUUGGAAAACUGUCUGUUAACCAUUAUUUUUAUAGAAAGAAAAGUUUGAAGUUAGUGUUCUACAUUUUUUGUAGUGUAGCUUAUGUUACUCUUAGUAAUAUAUGUAUAUAAAUACCAGGGGGUUGAUGUACAUCAAAAUCAAUAUUUUUAAUGAGUGCACAAAAUUGUGAUGUGCACAUAAAUUCUUUAUAGCAAUUGUUUUUAUCUAGAUUUUUAAUUCAUACUGUACUGGUUUAAUUGGAAUUUUUAAUUAAAAAAGCAAAUGUUUUUAUUGUACUUAUUUUCUGUUUUUAUUGGUAUUUUUAGCAUUUUAAACAUAUUCUAGUCUUCUGUGUUAUUUAACAUAGAAAUAGGAAAUAAUUAUCAUUUUAGCACUUCUGAAAUCGUUGUAGAUAAACAUAUUUCUUUACUCUUUAAAACACAGUUCUCUUUUAAUAUUUUCAAAAGUACUUUCAUACGGUAAUAACUAAUAUUUUUUGGAUUACAGAUAUUUUAGAUUGUUUAAAAAUUAAACCAUAGUUUGGAUAAUGAAUGUUUAACAUUUUGAAGAAGUACUUAAUGUCUUUUUAUCCCCCCCCCCUUUUUCAAAAAGACGUGACAGACUUUUGAAUUAGGCAUGAAAUCAGGUUUAUACUGAAUUUUCCUUUUACAUAAUUGUGCAUAAUUAUUUACAUAAUCAUUUAAUUUAUUUGUGCUGUUAGUGUACAUUUUUUUCACAUGAAUUUUCAUUUUUAGACUUAUUUUGCUUGAAAUUCUUUACUUUGUGUUUUAAAAAUCCUUUUUGAUAAAGUACAAAUAUAGUAGUAUGUGUAGAGAAUUUUGAAUAUUAAGAUUUCUUUUAAGCAUCGUGGAAGGAAAUGAUUCUCAAUUUUUUUAAUAAUCAUUUUCCUGUAAAAUAAGGGUAUUCAUUAUGUAAAUUUUAUUAAGUCCCAUUAUAAGUAAAUAUAACUUCAUUGCUUUGAAAUAUUACACCUUUUUGUAUAUAUGUAUAUGUUAUAUGUGUUUAAUAUUUCCUUAUUUAAUAUCUAGUGAUUAUUAAUACAAGAUUGUUUCAACCUGUUACGUAGAAGUACAAGGUUAAAAACAUUUAUUUUGAAGGACUAAAUAUACAUGUACAAGUGUAGCUUUGUCAAGAUUUCAUUUUAAGUAUUUUUCUGUUUUAAGCUUUUGCAGUUCAAGACUAUCAUUUAAUUGUGCGUUCUGUUAAAUAUAGUUUGAAGUGCUUUUCAUCUUUCAAAGAAAUUUUAUCUGUUCUUUUAUUGUGACAUUUAUUUUCCGUCCAUAUGUCUAAAUGAAAAUAACUUUAGAACAAACUUUUUUUCAUUCAUUCCUCAACUGUUAAGAAUCUUAAUGUUAUACAUUAAUAAUUGUGUUAUUAAAGUUAUAGUGAAUAGAGCUAGUUUUACUUCCUUUCAUUUUAAAAAUCAUUUCUUGGUCAAUUUUUGCUUCAAAUUUCAAAGCCAAAUUAAAGAUCAGUGAUUGAUGUUUGUGUGUAAAAUGUGUAUAUUUUAAAUGCUCUGAAUCUAUGACUGAUAAUUUUCCUCAUUAAAAACAUUUUUGAAUGAAGUGACUUUUAAUAAGUAUUAGAUUAGAAUAUUAUUACUCUUUGCCGUAGUUGUGUAUAAAUGCGUGUAAUUUCUUUGAACCCCAAAAUGAUUGGAUGUAGACUUAUAUCAAAUAAUUUUUGUCUUUCAAUCUGUAUUAGCUUAAAAUUUAUAAGUUAUGAAAAUGAAAACACUUGAUUAGGAAAUGGGUGGAGGGGGUUAUCAGUGCACUUUUUUCAGUUUAAUACAUGUAAUAUAGGUAUAAAUUCACUGUUAAUUAUUUAUAUUUUAAUAUUGUAAUCCAACUUGUUACUAUGUUGUUCAUAUUUUUAUACUUACACAGUUUCUGUUACCAUGCUGAAGAAUAUUUCCUUUUAAUUUAUUGUAUAAAUUUGGAUAAAAAUACUUUCAUGAAACCAUCUAUUAAAUGUUUUCUUAUGGGAUUAGGAUUAUUAUAUUAUCCUGGUCUUUUACAAAGUGCAUAUUAUUUAUUUUCAAUUACUCCUGCGACAUAUAUUUUCUGUUACUAUAAAGAAAUGAAUUUUAUGUAUUUGUAGAAAGCCUUCUGGUUUUUGUCAUGAUAUUUGCAUGUUGUACCUGUGUGAUAAAGUAAAACUAAGCAAAGUUCUUUUUAUAAUGUGCUAUUCCUAUAUAUUUCAUUUUGGGUUUGUACUUUCUUGAUUCUAAGCUUUCUUAAACUUUUCUGUUGACAAAUUUUGGUGUGUUAACGUUUUGUAAUUAAUCAUUGAUCUUCUCAACUUGAUUCACUGAGCUUUAUCCAUUAAAAAAUGUUAUUUCUUGCUAGAAUACAAAAGUGUCAAACUAGAAUUUGGCAAAAUCGAAAAUUUUAUUUGCAAAUUGUGUAAGAGUUGUAUCUUUCUCUUUCUACUUGUGAAUUAUUACUUUUUAUGUCAAAAAGAAACUAAAGAACUAUAAUUUGAACUUUUUCCAUGUUAUAUGGUGAAAUUAUAUCAUAAAUUUAUGCAUUUGUAUGUAGUUUAUAUUAAAAUUGGGAUAUGCAUCUGAAAUUUUUUAUUUGAUGUAUUGGACAAGCCAUUGUUUUGUUGUUAGCUAUGAAGGUAAGGAAAUCUGAGCUCCAAAAAUAUGGUCAGUAAACAGUUUGAGAGCUUUAUUAGCAGUAGUACUUUAGAGUGGGCCUUUUCUUCUUUUUUGUUUAAAUUUUAAAUGAACUGCUCUAAAAUAAUUGCAUAACUUGUGUUUUGAUCCACAGUCGUUCAAUAACAUCACAUGACAUUUUACAAAUGGAGUAAUUGAUGUAGAUUGUUAUAUAUUUUUUCAGCUGCAGAAAUGAGUGCCAUAUUCCCAAGCAUGUUAAUUUUCUUGUGUCAUUUUUGGAAGGUCCUCUAUCAGUAUAUUUGCUAAGGAAAUGUGUUGUGAUCAUUUCUCAUGUAUGUGUCAUUUAUGUACCUAUGUCCUGUAUUUUCUCCCUUGAUGUGUAAUUUAGAAAAGUUAGACUGAGCAGUAAAACUUUGGAGUUGGUGAAGUAA
Molecule: messenger RNA, 12552 nt
Organism: Stegodyphus dumicola
Lineage: Eukaryota; Metazoa; Arthropoda; Arachnida; Araneae; Eresidae
Gene: put
Product: activin A receptor type 2 punt
Biological process (GO): protein phosphorylation; activin receptor signaling pathway; cellular response to growth factor stimulus
Cellular component (GO): activin receptor complex; plasma membrane
Molecular function (GO): ATP binding; activin receptor activity; activin binding
Source: RefSeq, a predicted model, not a curated record